AUGUUCACAAAUCUCUUCUCUCGCUGUGUUUCCUGGGCUACCCACAAGGUCCGGAAUGCUUUCCUCGCUGUGCUCGCUGCUGGGCCGGUCCCGCGCCACGUAGCAUUCAUCAUGGAUGGUAACCGCCGCUACGCCCGCUCCCACCAAAGACGUGUCCAGGAAGGCCACGCUGAAGGAUUUCUCGCCCUCCGCAGGGUGCUCGAUAUCUGCAUGCGACUUGACAUCCGUUGCGUCAGUGUAUACGCAUUCGCUAUUGAGAAUUUCAAGCGCAGCCCGGAGGAGGUAGAAGCGCUCAUGGACCUGGCGGAAGACAAGUUUACCGAGCUGUGUCGCUACGGCGACCUUCUCGAUCAGUACGGCGUACGCUUGAACAUCGUCGGCAAGAGGAGUCUUUUACCUCCACGCGUUCUGGCGGUCGCGGAGAAGGCAGAACACAUAUCGCGGAAUAACACUAGAGCAAUCCUUAAUUUUUGUAUGCCAUAUGCCUCCCGCGACGAAAUUGCUACGGCUGUAGAAUCAGCUGUGGAAGAAGCUCUAGAGUCGGAAGAUCCAAUUCACUAUAAUAUCACUGAAGAUACAAUCUACGCGCAUCUCAUGACCACAAAGGUUGGGAGCCCCCCGCUCGAUGUCCUUGUUCGCACGAGUGGGGUCUGUAGGUUAAGUGACUAUCUCCUCUGGCAGUGUAGUGAAGACACUCAGUUACAGUUUACUUCGACAUAUUGGCCCGACUUUGGCCUCUGGGAUCUGGUUCCUAUCAUCCUUGACUAUCAACGGAAAGUGUGGUCGCGCUCACACUCUAGGGUCUCGUCUCCCAUACUACCCAGUAACUCGGCUCCACUAGAACAUGCGACUGCUAUCUCUCCAGUAUUGGUAUCGUAG
Messenger RNA from Fibroporia radiculosa, 879 nucleotides. RefSeq lists its product as uncharacterized. Gene Ontology annotation, cellular component: membrane; endoplasmic reticulum; lipid droplet. NCBI's taxonomy places the organism in Eukaryota, Fungi, Basidiomycota, Agaricomycetes, Polyporales, Fibroporiaceae. The transcript is spliced from 6 exons. The record is from RefSeq and is a predicted model, not a curated record. Gene Ontology annotation, molecular function: ditrans,polycis-polyprenyl diphosphate synthase [(2E,6E)-farnesyl diphosphate specific] activity. Bases 1 to 879 code for a protein of 292 amino acids.